Messenger RNA from Carcharodon carcharias (great white shark), 3687 nucleotides. It is a transcript of the gene lnx1, whose product is annotated as ligand of numb-protein X 1. Gene Ontology annotation, molecular function: ubiquitin-protein transferase activity; protein binding; metal ion binding. Gene Ontology annotation, cellular component: cytoplasm. Lineage: Eukaryota; Metazoa; Chordata; Chondrichthyes; Lamniformes; Lamnidae. Bases 675 to 2837 code for a protein of 720 amino acids. Gene Ontology annotation, biological process: ubiquitin-dependent protein catabolic process. The transcript has 12 exons. The record is from RefSeq and is a predicted model, not a curated record.
CCUGAGAGGCGCGGAUCGUGCGGGGCGGUUACCCUCUGCGGCGCUGCGGAGAAGUUACCACGUAUCAGUUUUACUUUAUUUGUCUAACAUUGUUUACUCCUGAAAGCUUUUUCGAAGAAUUUCUCGGAGUCGCUUUUUGGUGCUAGGUCACACCUCAUUAAUAAUGCAUUCACGGGAAGGACUCUAGAUCGCUGGCGGGUGGGCUUGGAUUUGCCUGCCACACCGUGACCUCAGUGCUUCCUCACUCCGGGCAUCAUAUUUAAGCCGCACCUGGUUACAGUCUACUUCAUGUCUACAGCCCAGGACUGCUCCAGGCAACAGAUGACCCCUACAGCAAAGAAGAUGGCAGCCCCUAGAUUUACUGAACCCUCUCUGGGGCACCUGUCGGACACAGUAGAAGUCCAUCGCGAUGUCCUCUACCUCCGCUCUGGUCACAGGAGGUCCACCAGGGUCACCAAUCCAGCUUGAGAGGUGGUGGUAGAGGCGGUCAAUGCCACCGGAGCACAGAGGAGGUUGGCCAUCCAGUGGAGGAAGAGGAUGAAUGGUAUCAUCUGUUCUGCCAGGUUCUGGAGUUUAACCUGAAACUCAGCAAUCUUCAUUGUUGGUGAACAUUGAUUUGGAUCUAGCUUUCACUGAAUAUUGUAUUGCUAGAAUAAAGUGAUUCUGCAGUGAAUAUGGAUCCUGCUGUACUGACUCUUUGUAUCUGCUGCGGACAACCACACCUGCCUCAGGAAAAUCAUUCAUAUAAUUACUGGGAUGAAAUAGAUGAUGAUCUCAUAUGUCACAUCUGCCUCCAGCCCUUAGUGCAACCACUGGAUACACCAUGCGGUCACACUUAUUGUACUUUGUGCCUUACCAAUUUCUUACUGGCCAAAGAUUUCUGCCCCAUGGAUCGAAAGCCCUUGUGUCUGAAGGUGUGCAAGAAGUCAAGCUUCCUGGUGCAAAAACUGCUGGAUAAAGUAUUGGUAUUCUGCCCAUUUAAAGAACACUGCACUGAAGUUAUGCAGCGCUGCGAACUAGAAAUCCAUCUACGUCACAGGUGCAAAGGGGCAAUCCAAUGUGGACUCUUGGGAGAACGAAAGAGACAUUCGCAAGAUUCUUCAACGAGUGAUACAGAUUUAGAACACAGGAGCCCUGUGGAUAACAAGGACAUGGCCGUGUCCUUACUUUCACCACAACUGUCAGCAUCUGCCUUACAGUCAAAUGCUCCGGGUCUGGCCAAUGCAGAUUUUGUUGCAAGUGCAGAGGACAGCCAGUCAGAAAGCAAUUCCAGCGCCCGCAGCAAAAGUGGUAUAAAGAAACACCGACCUUUAGAUCGCAGAAGCAGAUCCUUUAAAAAACUGAAUCGAGCUUUCAGCUACCUCCGUAGGACUAACAGUGAAAGCCAAGCUGGCAGUGAUCCUGGAGAGCAAAUGCAAACUGACACUCUUCCUGAAGAAGAAUUUCCCAGGCUACAUCAUUUAAUUCCAGAUGGUGAAGUUACUACUAUCAAGAUUAAUCGCUCUGAUGCACAUGAAAGCCUUGGCAUCACUAUUGUGGGAGGAUGUGAAACGCCUAUGGAGAAUAUUGUCAUACAAGACAUUUAUCAAGAUGGUGCUAUUGCUAAAGAUGGCAGACUUCUACCAGGAGACAUGAUUCUGGAGGCAAAUGGUACUGACAUAAACAGUGUACCUCAUAACUAUGCAGUAGCAGUAUUGAAACAGCCCUGUCAGAUCCUGCUGCUGAAUGUGCUUCGAGAACAACUCUAUAAGUGCAGGAGAAACAUUGAAAGUAACUGCUCCAGAGAUGACAGCUUCCAUGUUAUUCUCCACAAGAGUGCUGAUCAGCCUCUGGGAAUAAAGUUGGUCCGUAGGCCUGAUGAAGCUGGGGUUUUUAUCUAUAAUUUACUUGAAGGAGGCCUGGCAGCCCAGGAUGGCCAGUUGCAAGUGAAUGACAGAGUACUGGCCAUUAAUGGACAUGAUCUUCGGCGUGCAGCUCCUGAAAUUGCAGCACAUUUUAUACAGGUAAGCGAGGAUCGUGUACAUUUUGUUGUAUCAAGAAAGACCAGAGAACAUACCCCUGAUAUCUUGCAAGAGAGUGCCUGGAACAGCAGUAGCCCAGUCAGCCCUGAUGAAAGAAACUUGCACAACAAGAACUUUCUUCAUUACUUCACAUGCCACGAAAAGAUCGUCAAUGUUAGCAAGGAAGCCCAUGAGUCCUUGGGAAUGACAGUAUCAGGAGGUCUGCUGAGCAAAGGCUGGGAUCUCCCAAUCUAUGUUACAUACGUACAUCCCAAUGGGUGCUUGGGGAAUGAUGGAAGAAUUAAAAAUGGUGACAUUCUGCUGGAUAUAAAUGGCAUUGAACUAACUGGUAUGACACAAAGUGAAGCAGUGUCCAUAAUAAAGCAUAGUGCUGCCUCCUCUCCUGUUGUUUUCAAAGCUUUAGAACUCAGGGUGGCAGAAAAUGACAAUGUCAACAAUCAGAUGCCUUUUAACACCAAUCAAAACAACUUACUUGAAGAUGACUGGUCACCAUCAUGGAAUAUGUGGCUAGGAUUGCCUCGGUACCUUUAUUGGUGUAAGGACAUUGGACUGAGGAGAAAUACGUCUGGGAGUCUGGGAUUCAGCAUUGUAGGUGGAUAUGAGGAAAACCAUGGGAGCCAACCGUUUUUCAUAAAGUCCAUUGUUGAUGGAAUGCCAGCUUACAAUGAUGGAAGACUGAGGUGUGGAGAUAUGAUUUUGGCUGUCAAUGGAAGGAGUACCUCAGGGAUUAGUCAUCCCUGUCUGGUGAAGAUGCUCAAGGAAGCAAGGGGAAAAGUUACGCUCACUGUGGCAUCCUGGCCUGGUAGCCGACUCUAGACUAGAUUACAGCAACUUUAUUGUCACGAAAAGAAACAAGUCAAGGCUACUGACUCAGGAUCAAGGCAAUGAUAUUGAAAUGGCAGUGUAAUUCCUAAGUUAUAAAACUUAGCUUGAAAAGAGUUCUGUGGAGUUCCUUUGAUUUUUAAAUGAUAUAUUUUCUGAAGAAAAUGUCUGCAUUAUUAAGAACUCAAAGGAGUUGGAUAUUUCAAAAAAUGAUUAUAAAACUCAAAAAUGCAUCAAUGCACCUCAGAAUGUGCAACUUUAAACUGCUGGAUGGGACUGACAUGCUCACUAGUGCAUUUCAGAUUACAAUAAACUUAAGUUUUGCUGGUGAAUGGAUUCUCAGCAACUGUUGUUUAACAAAAUGUCUUGGCAUAAACUUCCAGUAGAACUAGGUGUCAAUGAACAAUGAGGAGCAAGUUUUUUAUUUUACAAAAAUAACUUGUGCAAGAAUGGCUUAUGGCUACAGUAAAUCUUACGGGCCUCUUAAAUAAAGAAUCUUCUAGUUGGUUAAUUGUGAAACUGGAAAAUUUCAUGGUAAAUAUUCUUCAAGUAUCCUUGACAUGGUAUUUUUCCCUGCUCUAAAUAAAUUGCAAAUAUAGUGGCCAUAUCAGUUUGUUGUACAUUCAGGAAAUACGUUAUGAUAUUUACUUGUACUUAUUUACUAAUGAUUCUUACUGCCAAUAUUUUACAGUAUAGGUAAAAUUUGUUACAUGAUUUGUACCUCUAAAUGCAUUAAGCCAGGGAGAUUUCAGAUGUAUACUGAAGUGUUGCCCUCAAUACCAAGUGAAAUAUCUUCAUAUUCUCUUAGUCGGCAUGCAUUAAAUAAAAAUAUCAAUUAUAGUAA